Molecule: messenger RNA, 644 nt
Organism: Solanum verrucosum
Lineage: Eukaryota; Viridiplantae; Streptophyta; Magnoliopsida; Solanales; Solanaceae
Exons: 2
Coding region: 6-644 (212 amino acids)
Source: RefSeq, a predicted model, not a curated record
AGAAAAUGGCAUGCUGGUCACCAGAAAGUGCAACCAAAGCCUAUCUGAAAGCAAUAAAAAUGGGAAAGAGUGCUAAAGAGCCAGAUGUAUCAGAAUUCAUCUCAGCACUUGUUGCUGGAAACAAUGCACAACUGAUGGUCGUCGCAUGUGCUGGUGCAGCCGAUUCCACCACACUAGCCCUUGUGGCUGCAGCUCAGCAAACUGGUGGUAGAGUCAUUUGCAUCCUCAACGAAUUCGAUAAAUUAAAUCCAUCAAUUGAAUUUCUACAACAUAACGCGAUGCACGUUGAAUUUGUAAUUAAUGGAGAUGCCAAAACUCUACUAGUAAAUGACUAUAGAAGAGCAGAUUGUGUAGUAAUUGAUUGCAACAUUAACAACUGUGAAGGCAUUUUUAAGACGGCACGAAGGAUAGGGGGAAAUAAUAAUGCCGCCAUUGUUUUAGGGUACAACGCGUUGCGAAUGGGAUCAUGGAAAUGUGAAAGUUUUAAUGCUCAUUUGUUACCCAUAGGAGAAGGUUUAUUGGUGACACGGAGAGGCAGUGAUUUUGGCGUUUCGGAGAAAAAGAGUCGUUGGAUCGUCAAAGUGGAUCAAUGUACAGGGGAAGAACAUGUAUUCAGGGUCAGAUCUCCACAUGGAAAAGUAUAG